Penicilliopsis zonata CBS 506.65 is the source of this 3912-nucleotide messenger RNA. RefSeq lists its product as hypothetical. The record is from RefSeq and is a predicted model, not a curated record. The transcript has 4 exons. Lineage: Eukaryota; Fungi; Ascomycota; Eurotiomycetes; Eurotiales; Aspergillaceae. Gene Ontology annotation, molecular function: ATPase inhibitor activity; protein-folding chaperone binding. Gene Ontology annotation, cellular component: cytoplasm. Bases 1 to 3912 code for a protein of 1303 amino acids.
AUGCUCGGUCGCCUUUUGAACACGGCCGCCUCGACCCUGAAUCCGGGUGGGUAUCCGACCCGCAAUAAUAAUCCCACCCACCUCGAGUCCGUCACCGAAGAAGAACACACCUCGGGCCUGCUGUUCCCGGACGCCAGUCUCCUUCGUCGUUCCACUGCUCAUGCCUAUCCGUUGCAGUCCGGCUUCAAUUCGUCCAAUGCCUCCGUCGUCGGCGCCUACGAUGACCGUGGUGGCUUGGAGCUCGAUCCCGUCAAGGAUUUCCGUGUCAUCAUCGCCCAGAACGCCCUGGGGGAUCGAGAUCCCUGUGUCCUGCUGGAUACCCGCGUUGCCACCGACCACCCCUCCUCCUCCUCCUCCUCCUCCUCCUCCUCUGUCUCUCCCAGGGGUCUCGGCAUCGAGCCUCCGGGCAUCAAUAGCGCCGCCCCCGCUGCCACCGGCGGACAUGCCCGUACCUUCUCCAAUGCCUCGAGAACCUCGCGUCGCAGCCAGCUCCUCGGCUCGCAGGCCUCCUCCAUCAUCGCAGACUCCUCCGACGCCCGCAAGUCUUUGCCCAUGAGUCCCGCCACCGGUGGUGCCUUCUCCAGAGCCCGCGGCCGCAGUUCCACCUUGUCGCCGGGCGCCGCUCACCAUGAACCCUACCACUCCCGAGGCGACACCAGUGAUACCGGGCUCUUGAAUUGUAUCUUUGGGAGUAGUGUCUUCAGCUACCGCGGCUCGUCGACCAAGAUGCACAUCAUCUCUGCCGACGAAGAGGCCGGCCUCAACAAUACUCCCUCCUCCUCCUCCGCCUCCCAUCAUCUUACCUCCCCUCCAAACGGCACCGACGGCCCCGUCCGCAGUCCGCUCUCCCGAGCCUACACAACGGGCAGCCAGUCCGGCUUUGUCACUCCGUUACCCAAGGGCGUCCCCACCGAGUCGAAGCAGCCCUCCAAGGUCACCUUUCUGGUCACCCGCAUGUUCAGCGUCAACUUGCCGGAGACUGGCGACGCCUCAGUAGUGGCGGCGGCGGGGGACCGCGCCGACUACGCCACCUCCAUCUACCAGGAAUCACUCCCGGACUCCGGUUUCCCCUUCCCCGACGUCUCCAAACGGAAGAAGGUCAAGGAGAAGAAGACCCCCAUGUACGCGGUCGCCAUCACCAUUCAAAUCCCUCUCCUGGCUCGUAGCGCCGCCGCUCGCCCGGCCUCGCGAUUCAGCACGCAGGGGCCUGACUCCCCCCGAUUCGCCAUGGCGUGCUCGCUGGACUCGGAUUACCGCUGGCGCGGUGGCUUGCUUGAGGACAGCCUAUCGUCCGCCUCAACGCCCGCCAGCCUCGAUGAGCGCAUCGACCUGUUGGUCGACCACUGGGACGUCAUCACCCGCACUCUCUCGCACCUGGAACGCCUGGCCCGCAAGGAGAUCCUCUUCCUGCUCAAAAAGGUCGAUUCGCUGUCCGGCGGUGCGCACCCAAAGCCCGCCAAGCCCCCCAACAUGCAGCGCACCAACCAGACCAUCGUCCACCUCCCCGCCAACAUCCUCGCCGUCAACUCCCGACUGAGGGAGGAAGCCCUGCGGAGCACCCGUCGUAUCAGCCUCGCCCUCCAGAUGCCCUACGUCGUGACCGGCCAGAGCCGCUGGGGGGUCUGGCGCGAGGAAGGCCGCUCCAUCGUCCGGAGCCUGGGCGACAAAGAACACGGCUUCUUCUUCCUGGUCCUCAUCACCGCAUUCCUCGGCAACCACACCGAAUGGCUCAGCGUCCUGGGCCCGGACUGGUAUCGGAGACGCCACCACCUGCAGCAGAAGGCCCAGACCGCCGACGCCGACCCCGGCAUCACCAGUCGCACCGUCAUCGUCUCCCCGGACAAGAUGACCGCCCGCCGCCUCAUCUUCCUUCUGGCCGCCUUCCUCCCGGCCAAACAACGCUUCGAGCCCUUGCUACCCUCCCCCCUGCGACCGGGUACCUCGACCUCGAUCCGCGCCGUUUCGCAGAGCCCUCCUAAUAAUAUCCCCGUCCUCCGGCAGGAAUCGCUCCGCCGGGCCAUCGAGCGCCGAGCUCGCGCCCAGCGGUUGAACCUCGGCGACCGGGAUCCCCCAACCCCUCACCAACGGUCUGUCAGCGCGUCCUCAAACGAAACCACCCAUCGAUCGUCCGAAGACGUGGAGCGGGCCUUUGCCGCCACUACUGACACUCUAACUCACCGGCGCGGGUCCGAUGCCCGGUCAAUCAAGACGCUAGGAAUCGGCAUGGGAGGAGGCGCCAAGGAUCUGCGAGCCAAGAAGGCCGCAACCGCCACCACAUCAACCACCACCCCCAGCAGUACGGUGCCAGUGCCGCACUUUGCCUCCCACCAGGCUCGCCCCGUCGACGUGGCGGCCGAGGGGUUGGACAGUCUCGCGUCGGAGACUCUCUUGCGGAACCUGAAGCGUAGUGAAAGUUCCGCGGUGAGCACCACCACCAGUAGUAGUAUUCCCUCCGCCGGGGGUCGCUGGGGCAGCCUCUUCUUCUCUGGCUUGUUUAGUUCCUCACGCCAAGAAUCUGGCACCGAAGACACCGAAGUCAGUCCUUCACUACCACCUCAUUCCGACAGCCGCCGGCGGUCCAUCUCCACCUUUCCCAGUUCAGCCAAGCAGAGGGCACCCACUCUUAGCCAGAUGGUGAAGGAGGCGACAGGAACCACCAUCCCCGAACAUCCUACUGCCGAGGCUCCUACCACUACCCUCACUACCACCACCACCACCACCGCCACCACCACUACCACUACCACUACCACUAGCAAUCACAUUUCAAUUCCAAAGCCACCCUACGCGAAAAGAGCGUCUCAGGCUGAUGAGGAAGAAGAUAAUGAAGACGUACCUGGCUCCAUGUCGUUACCUGACCACAGCAAAGAUUUCCCUCUGAAACUGUCGGUGCGUGCCGAGGACGGGGUGGUCGAUGUUGACCUUCCACUGCCCGGGUUUGUGUCGUUGUCCUCGUCCGGUGACUCGACCGUGGCCUCGCCGAAGAAGACCCGGACGUCAAUCACGAGCAUGGACGUCCUGGGUUCGACGCACAGCAGCUCCUCGGGCUUUCACUGCGCGCCCAAGGAGCACGAGGGCCCCAAUAUCAAUGUGGGCGGCUGGUUGAAGGGCUUCCACGAGGAUCUCCUGCUGCAGGCCGUCCGUCCGUACAACAACCUCGAGGCGGACAUCAAGCGCGCCAUGCAAGCCGAACCCACCCCGUACGCCGCCUUCAGCGUCGACGCCGAUGGGUCCGACCGAUGGGUAGACGUGGCCAGCACGCUGAUCGCCGACACGCGGACCUUCACCGUGAAGCGCCUGCGUCUGCGACGCAAGGUACCCCUCCACAGUCGUCCGUUGCGCAGUCCCAUCUCCCCGCCGUCCGGUUUCUCCCAGCCGGGAACCCCGCGUCAUGUCUCCUCCGGCGGGCUGUCAUCCGCCUCCCAGUUCUCGAACUUCUUCUUCUCCACCUCCUCUUCCUCUCACAUGGGUGGUGGUGGUGGUGGUGGUGGUGGUGGCAUUGGUAGCCGACCCUCAAACGUCGAGGAGAAGUUUGUGGAGGAAACGGUGAUGGAUCUUGACGGCAUCCUGGUCGACGCUGUGGAGCGAGUCCUGGCGCAGAGUGGACAGUCCUCGCUGGCACACUCGCGGGCGCCCUCACCGUCUCGCCACCGUACGGCAAAGGCCGACGAGAUCCGCGGUGGCGGCGACGAAACCGUGCCCUCACUCGAGGUGCCCCGCGGGGAAUGCCGCAAGACCGUCCUCGGCGCACUGGAAGAGGUGGUCCGCAGCGUGACGGCGGAGCAUUGCCGCGAGGACGUCGACGGGGAACUCGGCCUGGCGGACAGGGAGCAGCGUCGCGUACAGGCUGGCGCGGACAAUACGUUGCGAGAAGGCAUUCGCAAGUGGCUUCUUGAUAUCGAGGAAGCUUGGUAG